UCCUCAUCUCCACUCACUCGCCACUCUCACUCUUCUCUCAUGGCUUCUUCUCUCCUCUCCGUUGCCAUCCUCAGCUCUCUGAUCUCGAUCUUGGCUCCGGCCACCGCCCACAUUCCAGGCGUCUUCACUGGUGGAUCAUGGCAGAGCGCUCACGCAACCUUUUACGGCGGCAGCGACGCCUCCGGCACCAUGGGAGGGGCUUGUGGGUAUGGGAAUCUCUACAGCCAGGGCUACGGCGUGGAGACAGCGGCGCUGAGCACGGCGUUGUUCAACGAUGGGAUGAGCUGUGGAUCUUGUUUUGAGCUCAAGUGUGCCGAUGAUCCUCAAUGGUGUCAUGGUGGUAGCCCAUCCAUCUUCAUCACUGCCACCAAUUUUUGCCCCCCUAAUUAUGCCCUCCCCUCUGAUAAUGGCGGGUGGUGCAAUCCUCCACGACCUCACUUCGAUCUCGCCAUGCCAAUGUUCCUCAAGAUCGCCGAGUAUCGCGCCGGCAUCGUCCCCGUCUCUUAUCGCCGCGUGCCAUGCAGGAAAGAGGGUGGAAUUAGGUUCACCAUAAAUGGGUUCAAGUACUUCAAUCUGGUGCUGAUUUCAAACGUGGCCGGAGCUGGAAACAUCGUACGUGUCAGUGUGAAGGGUUCACGAACAGGAUGGAUGCCCAUGUCUCGGAACUGGGGCCAGAACUGGCAGUCAAACUCAGUGUUAGUCGGUCAGUCUCUCUCGUUCCGCGUCACCGGCAGUGACCGCCGUACUUCCACUUCUUGGAACAUUGUUCCGGCGAACUGGCAGUUCGGGCAAACUUUUUCCGGCAAGAAUUUCAGGGUUUGAAGACAAAGUCAAAAGAGUCCUGAUUUAUUUUUAGUAACUUGUCACUUCUUUGAUGUUUGGGCUUGUUAUUAAAGCUAGUGUGAGUGGAGUGCAGUGUUUGGUUGUGGGGUUGAGACUUGAGAGCUUUUUUUUUUAUGAGCUGUUUUUGGGAUUUAGUAGGACAAAACAACUACUGUAGUGAUGAAAAAAGCAGCGGCUGAAGUGGUUGCAAAGUCUUAAGGAAAAAGAGUGUGACCCGCAGCUGCUAUGGUGUUAUAUAUAUAUAACUACAUACAUUCAUCUAUAUAUAUAUAUAUAUAUUGAAGCUUAUUUUAUGGUAUUAAUUAGUCAUUGUAGAGCUUGAGGAUAUACUUGUGUCCAAGCAUAUCUAGUUGCACAUGUUUAGCAUGGUAGUGUCUUGGCUUGUUGGGAAGCUAACGAGGUUCAAUUGUUCAAUUGUAAUGGAAUUAUCAUGAAGCAUGUUAGUGAGUAAGAAUGUUGUGGUACUUGAGUGCUUGAAACUUCCGGGAAAGAUGGAGAUGAUUAUAUAUGGGUACUGAUGAUGCUGAGAAAUGGCAUGGCAUGGCAUGGCUUCAAUCCGUGCGUGAGAGCCGCAUGAGAGACAUAUGGUGGUCUAUAUAUGCUUUGAUAAAAGGGUGUUGAUGAGUUGCUCCCAUGUGCCUAGGCGCUUGGGUAGAGGGACAAAAUGGAUUUAAUUUAAUUAUCGU
Messenger RNA from Dioscorea cayenensis subsp. rotundata (Guinea yam), 1529 nucleotides. Its product is annotated as expansin-A6. The record is from RefSeq and is a predicted model, not a curated record. Bases 40 to 822 code for a protein of 260 amino acids. NCBI's taxonomy places the organism in Eukaryota, Viridiplantae, Streptophyta, Magnoliopsida, Dioscoreales, Dioscoreaceae. Gene Ontology annotation, cellular component: extracellular region. Gene Ontology annotation, biological process: plant-type cell wall organization. The transcript is spliced from 3 exons.